Adineta ricciae is the source of this 1473-nucleotide messenger RNA. Lineage: Eukaryota; Metazoa; Rotifera; Eurotatoria; Adinetida; Adinetidae. The record is from the annotation of a GenBank genome assembly.
AUGAAUAAACAAACGGCGAAAAUGUUUUCUUUGGAAGAUUUACCAAAUGAAUUGUUUUUCAUGAUAUUUUCUUAUUUAACCAAAUAUGAUCUGUUAGAAUCGUGUUUACAAUUGAAUUCCAGGAUAAAUUGUCUUCUUUUCAAAUAUAUUCAUCAUGUGAAUUUCUCAUCGGUAUUAUCGAAACAACAAAUCGAUAAAUAUGCACAAAACUUUCUUCCAUUUAUACAAAAUUCGAUUUAUUCAUUUACAUUCGAUGAUUAUCAUAUCGGAAGAACGUUUUUUGAGCAAACUCGCUCGAUUCGACUUGAAAAUUUAUCGCAAAUAAAACUCAUCGGUCGCGGAAUCGAUUUACAAGAUGAUUUUCUGGAACAAUUCCGUCCAGAAACAUUAAAUCUAGUCAUCACAUCAUUUAAUCAAACGUGUAAACCUUGUAAAUUAUUAUCCACAUCAAUUAAACGAUUACACAUCGAAUUUGAAACCGGAGAAGACGCAAAACAUUAUUUGGUUAAUCAUUUGGAAAUUUUCUCAACUUCAGUUCUCGUUCAUAUGCGGAUCAUAUUUUCGAAAUUAUCCGAAUAUUUCCAACUAUUUCAAGUUCAUCUUCCCAUUCAUCUCGAGAAACUUUAUGUUUCCAUAUUUUCAAUUGAUAAAAGCGACUAUCAUCGUCCGUUAAUUUUUCCAUAUUUACUCGAUUAUCAAUUAGAAAUUUGUCAAAUUCCCUUUUAUUUGAUUCAAUUUCUUCUUCCAUCCAGUACAAAUCUUCAACGCCUGGCAUUUAUCGGUCAAACAACAACGAUCAAUGCGAAAUCAUGGAAAAGUUUACUUUCUAAUUAUUCAACUCUUGAACGAUUUGAUCUUCAUUUAUCGCAGAAUUACGAUGUACAUUAUUCUGAUAUUCAAGAAUGGAAAUACGAAUUUCCGAAAUAUUCAGUUGAUUAUAAUCCAUUGAAGAAUUCAUUUCGAAUAAAUUCAUCGAAGUUCGAUCGUUUAGAUCGACUUUAUCUGAACGAAUCGAUCGAAAAUUUCCAUCAUAUUGAUUAUUCGAAUGAAAUUUCUCAUUUGAUCAUUCGUAGUCAAUAUUGGUGUUCGUAUUUCGAUCUUUCAUUAAACCUUCAGAAUGAACUUUAUCAACGUUUCAAGUUUAUCAAACGUUUAUCAACAACAAUUCGACAAUUAGAAUAUUUUCUUCGAACAAAUUUUCUCACUCAAAUUCAACAAUUAGAUUUGGAAUUUCCAGAAAAAUAUUGUUUCAUCUCAAAUCAAGUCGUCGAAAAACUUCCCAAUGUCAAAUCGAUUUAUUUAUCAUCGAUGUACGAAGGAACACAAGAUUUAAGUCUUCACACCAUUGUCAAAGAACUUUUAUUCGAAAAAUUUUCUCAAAUCAAUUAUCUUUAUAUCGAUGCAGUUCGAAUUAUCGACGAAGAACAUGUACAAGAGUCCAUUUCGAAGAAAUCUCUUUCAAUUUGGUUUUGA